AUGUUCGGUACGUCGAUGUUUGCGACGACGAUGUUCAAUAAGUUCAAGGAAGAAUAUUUUUUCACGGGCGAGGACUGCAGGUUAGCGUUGAACCUCUUCUGCUGCAUCUACGGCAUCGGGACGCUUGGCAUGCCCGGCAACUUUGCUCGCGCCGGUCCAACGAUCGCCGUCAUCACCAUGGCGUUCAUGGCGUUUGCCAACAUUUACUCGUCCGUUGUCUUGUCCAAGGUCAUGCUGCUCGCCCCAAACUCCGUCAAGACUUUUGGCGACCUUGGCCAGUGGAGUAUGGGUGCUACUGGUCGCUGGUUGUGCAUCAUCACUCAAAUGGUAUCUUGUCUCCUCAUCCCGUGCGAUUUCCUCGUGCUUGGCGGUCAUCUGCUUGACGGGCUCUUCGUAGACGCAUUCAAUCAGACAACGUGGAUCGUUUUCAUGGCUCUCAUGGUUCUACCGGUAUGUCUCGUGCCAACGCUGAAGGAAGGCUCAGGUGCCGCGUUUGCUGGCUGUCUGGGCACGAUCGUCGCCGACUUUAUCGGUGUGGCAGUCGUGAUGCACGGGAUGCGAGGACACCCAAGUGUGCCUUUUCCGGGCCUCCGAUUCUCCCAAGUCGUGGGCGCCUUCGGCAACCUCGCGCUUGCCUACGGUGCUGGGAUCGUCAUUCCGGACUUGCAACGACAACACAGCGAUCCUGCACGCAUGCCUCGAGUUGUGGGUGUGACAGUUGCCUUUUCUUCGAUUUUGUUCCUCGUGGUCUCAAGCAUGGCAUACUCAGCUUUGGGGUGCCAGAUCUCGGGCAACCUGCUCUUCACUAUCUACCCGGACAGUGAUACAGGUUUGACGUCGCUUGGAUUCGAACCGGACUGGGGGUAUGUCGUGCUCGCCUACCUGUUCAUGCAACUUCACGUGACAAUCGCGUUUUCUGUCAUUCUGAACCCAGCCUUCUACAUCUGCGAGCGGUUGUUCUUGGGCAUGCACAAGAGCGUGCCUGAGUACAUCGGCAGUGAGUUUGAUUACGAGGAGAACGGACCCAGUGGCGAUGUGCUGUUUGCUAAUGCUGCCUCCUCGGACCGUCAGUCGCAGCUCCAAUCGAAUUGCCAGUCGAAUUGCCGUUCCAAGACGUCCCACCUGUCGGUGAUCGACUCCAGACGUUUGUAUAAGGAGAUUGAGGACGUUGAAGCUGCCGAGUACUCUGCCAACCUCAUCAACUUCAUUGCACUCCGGAUGGUCAUUAUUGCUAUUCUCGUCGGUCUCGCAAUUAUUUUCAAGGACCAUUUCACCGAGUUUGCCGACAUUGUCGGUGCCUCGUGUAUCACGAUAAGCUGCAUCCUACUUCCGAUCAUCUUUUACCUCAUCAAGGCGUGGGACCGCAUUCCGUUGUACGAGAGUGUAGCUGCAAUCACCGUCGUAGUGGUCUGCUUCAUCCUCGGGUGCUACGUUACCUUCACGACUGGCAAGGCUCUUUUCUCUGAAGUGCACGAGGACGGCGAGUUUCCAUUCUGCGAAGGCGAGUACAAACACCAAAUCUACUACUACUACCACCACUACCCGGACGUGGGCACGCACGUGGGCUCGCACGUGGGCACACACUUGGGCACACACUUGGGCACGCACGUGGGCAUGAACGACGACUCGUCUUUGAAUUCGUCCGAUUAG
Messenger RNA from Peronospora matthiolae, 1650 nucleotides. The record is from the annotation of a GenBank genome assembly. Lineage: Eukaryota; Oomycota; Peronosporomycetes; Peronosporales; Peronosporaceae.